Betta splendens (Siamese fighting fish) is the source of this 4873-nucleotide messenger RNA. It is a transcript of the gene fbxo46, whose product is annotated as F-box protein 46. Lineage: Eukaryota; Metazoa; Chordata; Actinopteri; Anabantiformes; Osphronemidae. The coding region runs from base 521 to 2824 and encodes 767 amino acids. Gene Ontology annotation, molecular function: protein binding. Gene Ontology annotation, biological process: intracellular signal transduction. The record is from RefSeq and is a predicted model, not a curated record. The transcript is spliced from 3 exons.
GGCUGUGGGCCUUAUGCAGCUGCUUGUCAACAAGAUGGCCUUCCUGCUCCUGUCGUUUUGACACUGAUUAUUUUGGUAUCCCCGAGAACAUACCGUAAAAGCUUGUGUCACUUCUAAAUAGACAGUGGGAGAGCGACUGCCGGGAGUCCCAUCAAGGCGUGUAGUCAGCUAGACUGUGUUCAGACAGCUGACAGGCACACUAGUCUCGACAGCAGCCACCACUAGUCAAGGUUGGUAAUAGAAAGUAGCUGCUGGCUAAUGUCGACGCUAGCUUAGCUACGUGGACACGGAUAGUUAAACUGGUUUGGUCAGAGCGAAAUCCAUCGAGGAAACAAUUGUCAGCUACCGUUUACACGUCACCAGCGCUGUCACUCAAGUCUGCCCAGGUUGUAUGUCCAGCUUGGUGGCAGGUAGUGCCACUUGGUUUGGCACUGGUCAAGGGAGCCCACAAUGAGAGGUCUGGCUCUGGGUGCUUGCUGGCCAGUAUAGGUGCAGAUAUGCCCCGGUGGUCUGCGUCCUGAUGGACCGAGACACCUUCUCCCACAUCCGUCUCUGGUGCCCACGUCCCUUUGGAACCUACUCCCAAAACAAAGCAAGGAGCCCAGGCUCAGGGGGCAGUGGUGGAGGUGGUAGUGGGGCAGGUUCCCCCUCCCUCUGCAAGGCCGAGCCGUCUCCAGGUGCCAGGAGGACAGUGGAUGGAGGUGAAGAUGGGGGUAUGAUAGUCGGGGUGCAGGAAGACAAUGGAAGAGAAGAAGAUGUGGGCUCUGAGAACACACCACCUGAACAGGAGCUUGAUUCUAGCUCUAUGACACAAGCCCAGGCUCUUCCAGCAUCUUCGACCCCUCCCUCACCGCCCUCUUCCGGGCCCCAGGCAGAGGAUGGCCGCGUGUUGUUAGACACCUGGUAUGUCAUUAAGCCCGGCAACACGAAGGAGAAGAUUGCCUUUUUUGUUGCACACCAGUUCAGUGGAGCAGGUCAGCCUAGACCCAGCGCCAUGAAGGUUAAGGGUAACUGGGCAACUGACUGCAGUAAAGCCAAAAGAAGACGGCGAUGUUCCUCUUAUGACCCUCCAACACGUUCCCAAGUGUUGCAGCCACACCUGAGCCAAGACUCCUCCUUUGUACCGUCUAGCACUGAUGAGCCACCACUAGGAGGGGUUAAUGAAACAGACCUUUUGUCUGUUGCGGAAAUGGUUGCCUUGGUUGAGCAGAGGACCGCCAUGGCCCUCCAAGGCAUUGUGGCUGUUCAUGGGAACCAACACCACCACCACCAGCCCCACACAACCACUCCUAGUCAGGUCCUUGCCCCUCACCAGCACACUUUGCUCCGAGGCACAGUGUCAGACCCUGCAAGUAUGGCGUUUGUGUCAGACAGUUCAAAUAGCCAACCCUCUAAAGAAGCGCAGGAAUCAUCAUCUCCAAUACAGACAGACCAGGAAUUGGAGGAGCAGCAGGAGUCUUGCAGAGUAGCCCAGGCCAUUGCACACUUUGAGUCCCAGAAUCUGGAAAAUCGGCUUCAUCUUGGUUCGAGAACAGAUUCAUCCAGUCGAGAUAGAGAAAAGGAGUGUAGAAGAGGGGAGCCUGGCAUCGUUACCCCUCCUCCACCCCCGAGUCACAGUCAUGGUGAGGUUAGGAUAGCUUUCAGAGUGUCAAAUCUCGACCCACGGUCUCAACUGGAGCCAGCUGGUAGGUCCCGCUGUAUGUUUAUGAGCUGUGGUGGUGGAGGUAACCAGGCAGCAGCCAGGGCCAAAGAGAAAAUAACCUGUGACCUGUAUCAGCUCGUCAGCCCCUCAUCAAGGGACCCCAGUAGUCUGCUGCUUGCUGCCACAACUGCUGCUCCCAAACCAGAUGGAGACCACCACCACCCAGACAGACCGGCCUGUGGCAGCCCAGACCCAACCCAUGAGCUUUCCUCAGGGGAGAAGAAAUCUGUGGGUGUAGGGAGGGAGCGAGUGACUGGCUUCCAUGUGGAGGUAGUGGUGACCGGUGCUGUGGAUCAGUGUGUGUUUUAUGGCAAGGACAGUACAGAGAAUGUUCAGGAGGAGACCGUGUGCUUUGCAAUGCCCAGUGGGGGAGGUGGUGGUGUGAGUGUAGGCAGCUCCAAAGACCCUUCAUCAGAUGAUCCUCCUCCUGGACAGCUCUUCUUUCUUCAGCCCCCUCGGGGUCCAGAGGAAGAUGUAAAGGCAACAGGCCCUGGCAGUGGGUCAGGAAUGUGCUCUUUGGACUGUGCCAACAAUAAUGGCCCUGGGCCGGGGGUGGCAGUGGGUUCAGGAGAGCGAGCAAUUCGACCCGACUCUCCUGGUGUCGGGGAAGACUGUUCAGACCCUUCUCUGUGUCGCCUCUACCGUCACGUGUCCCAUGACUUCCUGGAGAUCCGGUUUCAGAUUCAACGGCUCCUGGAACCCCGUCAGUACAUGCUGCUGCUGCCGGACCACAUCAUGGUCAACAUCUUCAGCUAUCUGCCAACACGCUCACUGGCAGCGCUCAAGUGUACCUGCCACUACUUCAAGGCGUUGAUCGAAACCUACGGGGUGCGGGCGGUAGAUUCACGCUGGAACCAAGACCCGCUCUACAGGGAUGACCCAUGCAAACAGUGUAAGCGGCAGUAUGAGCGCGGGGACGUUUCUUUGUGCCGUUGGCACCCCAAACCUUACCACCAUGACCUGCCUUAUGGACGUUCCUACUGGAUGUGCUGCCGGCGUACAGACAAAGACACACCAGGCUGUCGUGUUGGGCUCCAUGACAACAACUGGGUCCAACAACCAGCUGAUGGCUCUCAGCCUAUCCGCACCAAGAGGGAGGACAGGAGGGAGGAGGCCAGGUAGAGAGGAAAUGGUACACCUCACACAUACCAACUCAUCUCCUCCUGUGUAUCUCCUUUCUCCCUCUUACUUCUGUUCAAGGGACAAACAGGAGAAAAGUAUAGAUCAAGGAGAAAGCACUCCUGUUUUGUUUUUUUUUGUUUGUUUCUUUCCUCCAGCACUCCUUUCUCACACUUGCCCUCAGUGGAGGGAGGUUGAGAGGUAAAGAAGGAAGAGAGGUGUGUCGCUCUCCUUGCCUUUUGAUCAAGUCCUCUGAAAUCCCUCUCUCCCUGCACUGUGUUCCAGAGUGGCACCUUUUAAAGUUUGCAUACCAGGGUUGGGGUCCCCUCCUGCUGCUGUCAGCCCUCUUUCUGCCUCUUAAUCAUUUGGGUUCAUGUCUAACUCUAAACAUGGUUGUUGGUAAAUUCAUGUGAGAGCUUUGCAGUGUGUUCGAUUGAGAUUAGCAUUCAUACAGAGAAGCAUAGAAAUGUAAUACCCUAGCGCCUGCUUGGUGUUUUCCAGUACUAUGUUCUGUGUUGUAUCACAAACUUCUAGUUACGCUGUAAUAUGGUGCUUCAAGGAAUGAGAUGUACAGAGUCAGAUGUAUAGCUUUCUAGUGGUGGAAUGUUGAGCAUUGCUUUAGAAAUGUGAUUGUAUGAAGCAAACUUGAUUUUCCUUUGUACAAGAUUGACAUUUGUACCUGUCCUGCACCACAGUUUGUAAUUCUCUGAAUGUGAUGUAACGUACUAUAUUGAUCAGUCCCCUGAUAAUGCUGCUGAAAUCAUUGCCUGUUUCUGAUGUUAAUUCUGAAAUAGCCAUACCUUUGGUUAAUGACAGGCACAGUCUCUGAAUAAGCCAGUCUCACUGGCUGCUGAGACCUGUUCUUGUCAUUGUUUUAGAGUGGACCCUAACCUUGCUGACCAGCCAUAAAAAGGAGCCACUGAGUACUUCCUGGUUUACAGAGAAUUAUGGGAGCUGGACUUUAUAAGAGCAGUGGGAUUUAAUGGGAUUAAAAGAGAAAUUUGAUGUCACUUUGGAAAGGCCUGAUGUCACUUUGUAUGGUUUGAUUGACUUGUUUGCCAUUUUGUUUGUUUGUUUGUUUGUUUUUUUGACAGAUUUUAUUGGGGUGUGUGUUAGAGAAUGUUUGCUGUUUUUGCUUUUAUUCUUGAGGACUGUGUUCUCCUUGCAUCAGUCUGUCACCCUACUCUACCUGCAAAGAUGUAUUUUUUAAAUACUCCAUCUGUAUUUUUACUCCUAGCUCUCUUCCUGUCUUCUUUUCCCCAUCUUUCCGUCCUCCGAUUUGGCAGAGAGCAGUAUUUGCCAAAGCAUCAUUCAUGCUGCGAAGCAGGUGAAACGUACCACCGACCGCAGAAACUCUACACCAGCUUCCAGCCUUAAAAGCCCCUACCUCCUACCCACCCUGCAGGAGCCUGAGGCCCCAGAUACCUCUAAGAGCGUUGGGAGUUGCACAUGAUCCUGUAAGCUAGGUUUGAGAUACUUGUUAGACUCUGUCCAGCUCUUCUGGAAGAAGAGCCAACAACUGUAAGAUGAACAGUCAGACUCUUCGUACUUGGGGAAACGAAUCCUCUCUCUCCUUCACCCUUUGCCUUGCUUUUACUCUCUGCCCCCCAUCCCCCCGCCUCCCUUCUGCAAGCUGACAGACUGGACGUUAAAGAACUGAUGACAUGAAUGAUUCUAAAACUGCAUGGAGGUGGAAAGAUGAUUGAGUAGUCAUGGGAGAACUCUGUAGGUUCCAGACAUGUACAAUGCUAAUGGGAAAUAUCUACUUAAAUAAAAAGAAGUGAUGAUUUAAACUGGAAAACACUGCUUUGUGUGUGCACGCGUGUGCGUACUUGUACUUGCAUCGAAGUGAGGAUACUUUGGCUGGUCCUCACAACUUUGAAGGCCUGGUUGUGAUGUGAAUUUAAGUUAGGUUAGGUCUGCCUUAAGUUGUGACGUUAGUUAGGUUAAGGGACUAGGGAAGGCAUUAUGUUAAUGGAAGUCCUCACUUAGACGUAAGUACAAGGAUGUGUGUAUGUAUGUGUGAUGAUUAAAUACCAGGUUUCAAAUAUG